AUGGGGCUCCUCGCCGGAUUGGUCAUUCUUCUUGACCUUCUCCAUUUCUGGAUAAAGUUGAUUUUCCCGACAGCUUCCUACAUGCCGCUAGAUCUUAUCAUCUGCUUUCACAAAGACAUGGGCGCUACUCUGUACAAAAUCUGCUCCGAAGCUAGUUCUAUUAUUGUUAUUAGCGAAUCUAACGCCUGGUCCAGCGUUCUGGUACCGGUACUUCAGCCUCCAGGACAAGCAGUGCACGAACCACCUUUCUAG
Molecule: messenger RNA, 252 nt
Organism: Fusarium poae
Lineage: Eukaryota; Fungi; Ascomycota; Sordariomycetes; Hypocreales; Nectriaceae
Exons: 2
Coding region: 1-252 (83 amino acids)
Source: RefSeq, a predicted model, not a curated record